AUGCUGUUGCAUAAUGGAAAUUUAAAUCUUAUGCCGAAACAUUUAACAUAUGACUCCCCCAUAAUCUUGAAUCGAUAUUCCAGCCCAAGGUCAAAUAAUGCCAUGCGAUUAAUUCUCUUCUGUAUAAUCUUUUUGAAUAUUCUUUCCCAUAUUUACAGUGCCUCUUUUCUUUGGAGCACAUGGUCAGCUUGGCCAUUAACUUGUUCCAAGACCUGUGGAGAAGGUGAACGUUGUCGAAUUCGUAAAUGCCAAGAUGUUGUCGAUUCUUCUUCCUGUAAUGGGGCGGGUUACGAGUGCACGAAAUGCAUGUGUCCCCACAUACCCGGGUGGAGCGAAUGGGGUGUAUGGGGGGAGUGCAUCCUGAGUGAAUCGGCCGCGGGAACAAAGGCUAGAACCCGACUGUGUAAUAACCCCCCUCCACAACCCAUUCCAAACUCCCCUAUCUGUUCGGGGUCAAAUCAAGAGGUCACUCAUUGCAACUAUGGUUGUCCUGACAUCCCAAACUUGAAUGAAUCUGAUAUUCGCUUUCAGAUCAAACAGCUGAUAGUGAAUGAUCAUUUGACCACUCGAGUUAUGAGAAAGGAUCCGAAUAACUAUGCUAAUGCGGUACUGAUUCGUCCAGUUGGUGAUAAUGCAGUUCUUAGUUGUCUUACUAAUUCCUACUCACUUGCUGAACAGUUGCUUGAAUUUAAAAUUGCAGAUAUAUUAGAUACAAGACUACCAAAAAAAAGACUCGAAAUCUUCUGGCAACUUGGCGGAAGAGUUAUUGCUUCAGAAGAUCCGAACAUGAUCAUUAGAGAUGCACGUUUAGUUGCACCUGAGAAGGAACUUGAGGCUGAAGAAAAUCGACUUUUGAGUCAGUUGCAACGAACUAAUCCUGUAAUGAAAGGUACUGAGCUACUCCUCAAUAAUCUAAAACACGAAGAUACAGGAUUCUAUUCUUGUCAUGUUAGACUGGGAAAGUAUGAGUGGAUGACAGUCUUUUACUCUCUUAUUGUUCUAGGCAAAGUGGUUUCAGCACCAGCUAAAAUGCCUUUUUAUCUGCAUUCAAAUAUCGGUGCAAGAAAUCCUUUCAAUAGGGGUAAUGUACACUGGUAUGACGCCGCUAAAAUUCAAUGGACACUUAACGGAGAAGUCAUAUUCACAGACCUUGUGGUUCGACCAAGAGCUAGGGUACGACAGAUACCCCUUUUAAGUAACGACCUGCAAGGCCAUUGGGAGUGUCAUCUGAUUGUACCGGUUCCAAACACACCCACUUCGCUAGGAUCUAAGAAUUUCACUCCCUCAGGAAGAUUUCUAAUUAACGCUUUCUUUCUACGCGUUACAAAGGGGCCACAAAGUUUAUGGGAAAUAGGAAGCGCAACACGCGGAAUAAAAAUCCUAAGAUACAUUGCGAUUACAACAUUAGCUCUCAUUUUUCUACUUCUAAUCUUGUUUAUUUUAACGAUCUGGGCAGCAAGAAGGUGGAUAAAAAGAACUCCAGACAAAAAACGUCUUGAAGGAGCAGUCGAAAGGGUGAUAGAAGAUCGUACAAAUAUAUUCAUCAAGGCUGGAGAGGAAGUUGACAAAAGAAGACGACUUCUGGUUCCAUAUGUUAAACAAGAGAAUAGAGAGAUCGAAAUUACUCGCCAAACAGCUGAGCAGAUUACGGUGGAGGAAGCAAAAGCUCAAGUGGUGCGAUGUGAAAAAAAGUUUAAGAAGUUGGCUUCUUAA
This is a messenger RNA of Rodentolepis nana, 1713 nucleotides long. NCBI's taxonomy places the organism in Eukaryota, Metazoa, Platyhelminthes, Cestoda, Cyclophyllidea, Hymenolepididae. The record is from the annotation of a GenBank genome assembly.